ACGAGGUGGCGGCUUGGGGGAAGGCUGGGUUGCAGGGAAGAAAGCCGACUUGCCUCCCGGGCCCCGGGCGCGCCUUCUUCCCCCACCUCCGGCUCGGGCCCCAGCCUCACCCUCGUGAGACCUCGUGGCGUCCGCCGAGGGCGCGCAGCCCCCACCCCGGUCGGCGCCUUCUCCGCCAGCGCGGGCGCCGGGGCGGGGGCGGGGGCGGGGGGAGGCGCGGCCCCGGGCACAUGAUCCCCCCCCCCCCCGCCCCCCGCCCUCGCUGCCGGCCGGGCACCUGACCCAGCGGCCCGGCGGGGUCCCGGCACACCCGAGCCGCGUCCCCGAGCACGGCCCAUGGCCUCCCCACGCCUGGGGACCUUCUGCUGCCCCACGCGGGACGCCGCCACGCAGCUGGUGCUGGGCUUCCAGCCCCGGGCCUUCCACGCGCUGUGUCUGGGCGGCGGCGCGUGCCGCCUGGCGCUGGGCCUCCUGCAGCUGCUGCCGGGGCGACGGCCCGCGGGCCCGGGGGCCCGGUCCACGUCCCCGCCGGCCUCGGCGCGCGCCCCGGCCUCCGUCCGCAUCCUACGCGCCGCCGCCGCCUGCGACCUGCUCGGCUGCCUGGGGAUCGUCUUCCGGUCUGCGGUGUGGUUGGGAUUCCCCGAUUUCGUCAAGGGCAUCUCUGACGUGAAUGGGACGGACCUUUGGCCUGCUGCGUACUGCGUGGGGACCGCAAUGUGGAUCCAGCUGUUGUACGGUGCCUGCUUCUGGUGGCUGUUUUGCUACGCGGUCGACGCCUAUCUGGUGAUCCGGAGAUCAGCAGGACAGAGCACCAUCCUGCUUUACCACAUCAUGGCCUGGGGCCUGGCCGUCCUGCUGUGCGUGGAGGGAGUGGUCAUGCUCUACUACCCGUCCGUGUCCAGGUGUGAACGGGAUCCGGAGCUCGCCAUCCCGCACUAUGUCACCACAUACUUGCCGCUGCUGCUCGUCCUGGGGGCCAACCCCAUCCUAUUCUGGAAGACCGUGACCGCAGUGGCCUCUUUACUAAAAGGAAGAAAAGGCAUUUACACAGAGAACGAGAGACGGAUGGGAGCCGUGAUCAAGAUCCGAUUUUUCAAAAUAAUGCUGGUUUUAAUUAUUUGCUGGUUGCCAAACAUCAUCAACGAAUGCCUUUUAUUCUAUCUUGAAAUGCAACCAGAUAUCAACGGGAGCUUUUUGAGACCUGUGAGAAAUGCAGCCAAGACCACGUGGUUUAUAAUGGCGAUACUGAACCCAGCCCAGGGAUUUCUCUUGUCUUUGGCCUUCUACGGCUGGACAGGAUGCAGCCUGGAGUUUCAGUCUCCCAGGAAGGAGAUUAGGUGGGAAUCCAUGGCAACCUCUGCCGCAGAGCAGCCCUACCUGUCCCCAGAUGGCUCCAGCGCACCCGGUGAGAGCCUCACUCCCAGGAAGGUGCUGCAACUCGGCGGGCACGUGUCCGACGAGGCCCUGAGCCUGUUGUCUGAAGGUUCCGACGCCAGCACGGUUGAAAUCCAUGUCACAAGCGGGUCCCGCAACGAAAAUGAGGUGGAAUCUGUUCCCGAACCCCAGGGAGACCUCUGAGGGGGACGUGACAGGGGUCCGGUCCCCACAUCCUCAGGUUCUGCGUUUCUCACUCUUGAGAACUGCAUUCUCCCCACAAACCUUCCCGUCCUCACCGUGUUGUAACAGUUCCUUCCCGAGGAGGAGCCGUGGUAAGAGACGCGAUCCGUGAGCACGAGCUUGGGAACAGAGAGAGAAUUCCUUCCAGACCAGACAUAGCAGCUACUCUCCACUCUUCUGAGGUUGCCUGUAAUGUAAAGGCCAGACCCAGGUCCUUAGAAAAGUGAAUAAAGUCGUCGUAACUGAGCUCCAGGCCUGGCUCGCGUGCUGUCUGAACAACACCUCUAGCAAAUGCUCUUGAGCAAGGUCUUGAUGACGUAGCCCCUGGUCCCCAUGCUGUGCUGAGCAGUGACCUGGUCUAAGGACUCCUUGGCCCUGACUGACACCAUUUCCCAGGUUAGAAUCUUUGUAUCAGUUGAAAUAUAGGUCUAUCCAGGUGGAUCUAUAGGUAUAUAUUUUAAGUUUUUAAAUGUAUUUAUGGGCAAAAUAUUGUCGCAUGCAUUGGAGUUACAGGCCACAUGGGAAGAUCCAUAGAAAAAGCAAGGCGGUGUUUUCCCGGGACACCACAGACCGCCCGGCCACGGGACACCUCCCUUCUGGUCAAGGACGCCCUUUUGCUCUAGAAAAGCCGUCCAGGAAGCUUCUGGACUUGUACUCUUAGAGAGUCGCCUGGCUGCAGCAGCAUUCGGGGCACACCUGCACUGUGGCCACGGUGCCCUGGGCAUGCGCAUUCCUGAGGAUGGGGCCAAGCUACGUCACUCCCCCCACCUUGAUCCAAAGUGUCAGGGGCGUGCGAAGGACGCUUAGCUUUUCGGAGCGGUAUGUGCCUUCUUUAUCUGCCUCCGCGUGGACUCUUCAGUCCCCAUCAGCACCAGAAGCCCCUCUUCUGCUUGAGGACCCCCCCUCAACAGCAUGAGGCCAGCCCUCCCCCCCACCUCCGCCUGUAGGCACAGGUACUAGCUUUCACACCUCCCUGGCCGAGCCAGUCUAGUUAGCAGCUAGCGCCCGAGGGAGAGGGCCGCAGAGAAGCAUGUCUGGAGAGGGGCCGAGGGGCCACUCCGGUGUCGUGUCCACACGUGGGCAGUGCCCGGGGCUGUGUCUGUGCGCACCUCCCCUGCAUGGGCCUGGUCCUCCAGGAUCCCUCAGAGGGCCCGGUAUCGUUUGUUGUUUUUGCCUUACACCAGUGAGUCAGGUUCAGAGACUUGCAAGGAAGAACCCUUUCUGAUCUGAUGAUCCAAUGACAACCCCUCCGAGAUGGGGUGGCCAAGUCCCCAGCUGGCGCAGCGGUUAUGCCUGAGUGAGUUGUGGGGGGGGGGGGGGGGACUGAAAGCCAGAAGAUGCAUGAAUAUCCCCUCACGCCUACUUGCCGGGCAGCGAGCGGGCCCGUGCGGUGGAGAACUUGCAAAUGAACAUCACGGACGGGCACCGAGUCCAUCUAGUGAAGAGAAGGGACAACGGAGCAAACCCGGGGAUAAGCCAGAAAAUGACGGGCCGCUCGGUUGUAAGCAGUCUCCCUGUCAGGCUGGUUGCUGCGGGGGCAUCGGAUUACCGUUUUGUAGAUGGUGGGUGCGAAAGCAAUGAUCCAGUGGAGAGAAAGCAACACUGAUGGGAGAGAAGUUUUCAAAAAGGUGAGGAGACCGGGCCCCAGCAGUCUGGGCUGGGACGCGACAGACGGGUGGCCGGGAGUGUAGUUUGGGUGGAAAAGAGGAGGCUGUUCCCCUCAGGCAGCUUUCGUAGGACUUCGGUUUAUCAGCCGGUCGGCUUAUCACAGCACGAAAACCCUCGUGAGGACUCCACUCGCUCCCCGCUCCCAAAAUGCCCUCACGCCCCUUUCCCAGCGUGCAGUUUGAGGACGUACCCCACCCGGCUGCUUUCCUGUGGUUUCUCCCGGUGACGUGUGCUCAAGGAACACUGCUCCCGGUCGGAGCCCCUGUCCUCGGAGCGCGGACGCCGUGCAUGGGUCCUCACGCUCCCCCCGUGGUGCCCCACGCCCUGUCCACCCCCUUGCACGGCUUACCUUGUCACGGAGGAGACAAGAUGUGGACGAUGAAAAGUUCUCUGCUGAGCGACUGGAAGCUUGGGACGCCCCAAAU
This is a messenger RNA of Prionailurus viverrinus (fishing cat), 3710 nucleotides long. It is a transcript of the gene GPR143, whose product is annotated as G protein-coupled receptor 143. Gene Ontology annotation, cellular component: melanosome membrane; plasma membrane. The record is from RefSeq and is a predicted model, not a curated record. The coding region runs from base 337 to 1578 and encodes 413 amino acids. Lineage: Eukaryota; Metazoa; Chordata; Mammalia; Carnivora; Felidae. Gene Ontology annotation, molecular function: L-DOPA receptor activity; L-tyrosine binding; L-DOPA binding. The transcript is spliced from 9 exons. Gene Ontology annotation, biological process: regulation of calcium-mediated signaling; melanosome organization; G protein-coupled receptor signaling pathway.